Molecule: messenger RNA, 1062 nt
Organism: Juglans microcarpa x Juglans regia
Lineage: Eukaryota; Viridiplantae; Streptophyta; Magnoliopsida; Fagales; Juglandaceae
Product: GTP-binding nuclear protein Ran-3-like
Exons: 8
Coding region: 143-808 (221 amino acids)
Biological process (GO): ribosomal subunit export from nucleus; protein import into nucleus
Cellular component (GO): cytoplasm; nucleus
Molecular function (GO): GTP binding; GTPase activity
Source: RefSeq, a predicted model, not a curated record
AAAUCGGACGGCCCAGAGAACUGCGUCAGCCUGAAGCUACCGGGGAGGUACUAGCCAGCUCCUCUUGUACAUUGUAGAUAUAAAAUGAAAAUGAUUUGUGCCACAGAGAGGGCCAUUACUCACAGCGGAAAGAGGGAAAAAAAUGGCUUUGCCAAACCAGCAGACCGUCGAUUAUCCGAGCUUCAAGCUUGUAAUUGUUGGCGAUGGUGGAACCGGAAAAACAACGUUUGUGAAAAGACAUCUUACUGGGGAGUUUGAGAAGAAAUACGAACCAACCAUUGGUGUGGAAGUCCAUCCAUUGGACUUUUUCACCAACUGCGGGAAAAUCCGUUUCUACUGCUGGGACACGGCUGGGCAAGAGAAGUUUGGCGGUCUUAGAGAUGGUUACUACAUUCAUGGACAGUGUGCAAUUAUCAUGUUUGAUGUUACUGCCCGCCUGACAUACAAGAACGUUCCAACAUGGCACCGCGAUCUUUGCAGAGUAUGUGAAAACAUCCCAAUUGUUCUUUGCGGAAACAAGGUUGAUGUGAAGAACAGGCAGGUGAAGGCAAAGCAGGUUACAUUUCACCGAAAGAAGAAUUUGCAGUAUUACGAGAUAUCAGCCAAGAGCAAUUAUAACUUUGAGAAGCCUUUCUUAUACCUUGCUAGGAAACUUGCAGGGGAUCCUAAUCUGCAUUUUGUUGAAUCUCCUGCCUUGGCUCCCCCAGAAGUGCAAAUUGACUUGGCUGCACAGCAAAGGCACGAGGAUGAGCUUGCUGCUGCCGCUAGUCAGCCCCUUCCUGAUGACGAUGAUGAUGCAUUCGAGUAAAAUGGGGGGGGGAUUCAUGUUUUUGGCAGAGUUUCUUACCAAUAUAUGCGAGUACUUGAGCCAUGUAUUCUCUCUCUAAAUUGCUGGCAUUUGUAUGUUGACAUACAUAUAUUUUUGGCUGUUGCAUCAUUUUGAGGAUGUGGGGCUAUACCGAUUUUUCUUUUUCUUUUUCUUUUGUUGCUUUGUUUCUUCUUUUCCUGCCUUUGGGGCACGACCUCUUAUGUCUCCAUACCCGAUUCUAUACUUUUCAGUUU